Messenger RNA from Brienomyrus brachyistius, 1785 nucleotides. RefSeq lists its product as uncharacterized. Gene Ontology annotation, molecular function: GTPase activity. The record is from RefSeq and is a predicted model, not a curated record. The coding region runs from base 237 to 1568 and encodes 443 amino acids. NCBI's taxonomy places the organism in Eukaryota, Metazoa, Chordata, Actinopteri, Osteoglossiformes, Mormyridae. The transcript has 12 exons.
UCGGUUAUACACAAGACUCGGUUGUCGCACGGUUAAACAAUAUAUUGACUGCCACGCUCCUUCACGCCUACCGACACGUCACUUACAGACGAACUGAAGGUUUUAAUUAGGAUAACCCAGAGGCGGACUGGCAACAGGAAUUUAGAUUUCACCCUUUGAUAUAUUUUGGCCAGCAAUGAAGUAAAGCAUUGAUUUCGAAACAAUCAUAAAUACAAACCUCAAUCCUGCUAAACCGUAUGGCAUAUGGCAGUAAAACAUUGAAAAAAAGAAAAAAAAGAAGAAACUACAAUUCCCAGGAGUCAGCGCGGCUGCCAGCUGACCGGGGUUUGAUUUCCUUGGCUCAGUCAGUUGGAGUAACUCUCUUACCGCCGCGAAAGAAGAUCACGGUCAUGCUAAUGGGGAACCACUCUGCCGGCAAGAGUUCUUUCAUUAACUGGUAUGUGGAAGAGCACAUCCUGCGGACUGGAGUGGCCAUUGAAACACAAGGCUUCAGUUUCAUUACCAGUGGUCGCAAGAGAGAAUCUCUUACCGGGAAUGCAACUCUACAUCUCUACCCUCACUUCAAACCUCUACAAGAGUUUGCAGGGGUGUCAGAGUACCUCAGCACGGAGAUCUGCACUUCUCGACAGAAGCGCUUCAGUCUCCUUACCUUUGUGGACUCGCCUGGCCUGGUGGAUGGGGACAUGAAGUACCCGUUUGAUGUGGAUCAGGCUCUUCUUUGGCUGGGUAACCUGUGUGACCUUAUUCUGGUCUUCUUUGACCCAAUGGGCCAGGCAUUGUGCAAACGCACCUUGAGUAUUGUGGAGAAGCUGAAUGAGAGCCAUGGUGACAAGCUGCGGUUCUACCUGAGCAAAGCAGAUGAAGCGGGCAGUGAGUCAGACAGACAGAGAGUGAUGAUGCAGAUUGUUCAAGAGCUGUGCAAGAGACCAGGACUCAACAAAUGUGGAUUUGACAUGCCUACCAUUUAUAUUCCAAACCCCAAUAAACCCAGUCGCUGUGUCAAUCAAAUUGAAGACGUGUGCCGGACCAUUGAGAAGACUAUUAACCAGACUGUACAGAACACUCUCAAUUCACUGGAGAAGGACUGCGAGCUCAUCACAGACGCCAUCCGUAACACGCUAAGCAUUGACAGGGAGCGCAGCCGAGAGAAGUGGCGUGCACAGUGUAAGGGCUGCCUGCUCGGCCUGAUGGGAUUCUCCGUGCCGCUAUCGUUGCUGAUGUUACUGCUGCUGGGCAGCCUGUCCAGGGAGACUGUGGAACUAACUUUGGGCAAGGAGGGAACAGAAGCUCUCAGCAUGUACCUGCUGCCUGUGCUGUGGGCAUUUGAUAACUUCUCGGUCCAGCAGCAGUUCUACUUCUGCAGCGGCCUCAUCCUGCUUUCCUUCAUUCUUCUUCUCCUGGCACGAUUCGCUUUCCGCACUCAGCCGACUCUCACUGGAAGACAGAAAAGGCAACUACAGGAGAAGCUGGAGUACAUUGAUGAAGCUGUGAAAAAUAAGAAGAAAACGCUCUAUGAGGACUACCUCCGUCAGAGUAUUGGGGAUUAUGAUAUAGACUCUGUAAAGUGAAGAAAGGAAGAGCUGCCAUAACGAUGGAACUUUCCGCACUGAAGUCUGCUGCCACUCCACUACUCUUGUCCUCUGUGAAUGUUUUGCUCACCAAUUUCCAUGUAAUUUUUGAGAACUUUUCUAGCUAUAUGAAACCAAAUUCUUACUGCUGAUACCUGAAAAACAUACUUCACUUUUAUAACAGUUGUCAAUGUUAAAUAAAAGCAUGUAAAUUCAA